GGAUUAUAUAUUUAACGACUGCCUAGGUAAAUGGUUUCUAGCUUCCAGUUUAAGAAUAAAUCUCUACCAAAAAGUUUUCGUCUGAGAUGCGGUUUCAACUGGCUGUUCUGCUUGCGUUGCAAUGCGUUUCGUUGUCCUUUUGUGAAUCAUAUGAUGUGCCAAAUAGUGAAGAAGAAAUGCUCGCCGCGAUCCAGGCUGAAUAUGAUCGGGGCGCUGAAGUACUUCCGGUCCAACGGCCAGAUAUAAAGUCGACGGUGUAUCCUGGGUAUACUACGCCACAGGACAAAAACUGCGAAUUGGCUCCUGAAGCUCGGAGGAUCAAAGGGGCCGUCAAGAACCAUCUUCACACAAACGAAGGGAAGACGAUAUGUGACAUGGAAUGUCUCGACCUCACUCAAUCUCGCGACUGGCAUGGAUUUCAUCUGAUCGGUCCAACCAAAAACUUUGAUUAUAAGAUACAUUGUGGGCCGACUCUUCCUCUUCGUACUUGUUCGUCUGGGGGGAAUGGGUUGAGAGCGAACUUUGAUGGAAAGGUGGAUUGCUAAGGGCGGAGUUUGAAGAAACAGGUACUUGGAUCUCUGCUAUGACACGUUGUUGUAGGAGCAUAUUGUUGGGGAUAUGGUUCAAGUAAGUGCUGAAGCAUAGAAGCCGUGGAACCGAUAGCGAUAGAAGUACCCAUGGGAUUCUUCCACUUCAGUGCACCUCAGGUUUGCAGCAGUUUUCUUUAGAAGAUGAGUUGAGGAGCGAAAGUAAAUGAAACGUAGUCAGGAACGUU
Messenger RNA from Cadophora gregata, 775 nucleotides. RefSeq lists its product as uncharacterized. The record is from RefSeq and is a predicted model, not a curated record. The transcript is spliced from 2 exons. NCBI's taxonomy places the organism in Eukaryota, Fungi, Ascomycota, Leotiomycetes, Helotiales, Ploettnerulaceae. Bases 87 to 545 code for a protein of 152 amino acids.